Diospyros lotus (date-plum) is the source of this 1073-nucleotide messenger RNA. Its product is annotated as plastid division protein PDV1. Gene Ontology annotation, biological process: chloroplast fission. Lineage: Eukaryota; Viridiplantae; Streptophyta; Magnoliopsida; Ericales; Ebenaceae. The transcript is spliced from 2 exons. The record is from RefSeq and is a predicted model, not a curated record. The coding region runs from base 92 to 940 and encodes 282 amino acids.
CUAAGCGCGGUUGCGGGAAAGCUCCGUCAUUCCACUUUACCAGUAAGUUUCGCACAUCGUUUUUCUCCGGCAAACGGCGAAACUUGUUCCCAUGAGAUGGGAAAUGGAGAUGGACGAGCUGGAAGCAGUGCUUGAGAAAAUCUGGGACUUGCACGACAAGCUCAGCGACGCCAUCCUCGCCAUCACCCGAUCCCAUUACCUCCACUCCCUCAAAUCCCUCCGCAAAUCUGACGCUGCCGUUUUGGCCCCCUCUGGCAACAAGGCCGACGAUGACCUCCGGGCUGGGUUCGUGUUCGUGAAGGACUUCCCGGUCGACGACGAUUACUCGGCCGUUCAGGAGGCGAAGUCGCUCAAGGCCAUCCGAACCGCCCUCGAGAAUGUCGAGGACCAGCUCGAGUUCUUCCACACCGUACAAGUGCAGCAGAGGGCGGAGAGAGAUGCCGCGAUUGCACGCCUAGAGCAAAGCCGAAUUAUCCUCGCGAUGAGAUUGGCUGAACACCACGGUAAGAAGUACAAGGUCAUUGAGGAAGCUUUAGCUUUUGUGGCGGAUGUACGCGAUGCAGGUCGCUUUGUUUCACCCGAUAACCUUUAUGGUUCUGCUCCAUUUCGACCUGGCGAGCACUUUGCACCCUGUGAAGGUAGAAGAUCAAGUAAUCUCAUCAAGUUUCUCAUAUCCGGAUUUGAGUUCGCCAAGAAAUCCCUUAAAAUAGAUCAAAUGGGCGGAAUAUUGGGCAAUGCCGCGCUGGUUGCAAUCAGCAUGCUUGCUCUGCUGCAUUUGCACCAAGUUCCUUACCAGGGAGAGCAGGUCUUAGAAGUCCCAGGAGAACAAGAAGAUGCAGCAGGCUACAACACGAGUGGUAGGAAGGUAUCUUCUUGGUUGGAGGAUUCAUCAUCCACUGGGCAUUUGACAAACUUGGAUGUGAUGUUGGCGAGGGGCUAAACUUGGAUCUCUUCUUUUGUUUUGUUUUGUUGAUUCUAUAGUCCAUUUAUCCCACGGGAAUUGGUUGCUUGAAUUUUUGAAUGUAUGUAUGUAAUGGAGGAGAUUUAUAUUUUGAUUUUUAUUCCUCUUUCAA